Messenger RNA from Danaus chrysippus (African queen), 1230 nucleotides. The record is from the annotation of a GenBank genome assembly. Lineage: Eukaryota; Metazoa; Arthropoda; Insecta; Lepidoptera; Nymphalidae.
AUGACGUUGGCUGUGACACUCCUUGUAAUGAUCACCUGCGCUGCCUGUGUCCUGGCAGACCAGCCAGCUCCGACCCUCAACCAGGACCCGUACCCAGAACUUCUUCUGUUAAUCUUGGGGUCGAGCAUCAGCUUUAUAGCUCCGGCGCCGAAAAAUGCUUUCUACUCGCCGUUCGAACAGGCCAUGAUGAACCAACUACACAAACCAUUAUACACCGUGGACAUACCCCCGGAAUAUCCCAGGAAAGGAGAGUACCGAUGUCCUGAUACUACUAAGCCCGUCAACAUCCCUCGGAGUCAAUUGAAGUUUCUGUACUUCGUAGUACAGGGGAGAGGACGAUCAAGACAGAAAUACACCUACUGGGAGGCCCAGGACAUGGUGGAUGAUCCCAGGAUAGACUUCCGAAGGAGGACGGUCCUCAUAGCUCUGGGAUAUCUGGACAGCACCAGCUUCCCCAUCGCCUCCAUGCUCGGGAACCAAUACGAGGACCUGGACUAUAAUGUUAUAUUAAUAGACAACCAGAGGUUCGCCACCGUCCACUAUUAUCUAGCAGCGCGCCUGAUGCGUCCCGUCGGCAAACAUGUCGCGGAGGUACUAGUACAGCUGACCCAGGCAGGGUUGGAUCCUGCCAAGACUGAACUCCUGGGUUUUAGCUUGGGAGGACAAACUGUGGGCUACAUAGCUAAGAACUACCAAAACAUGAUCGGAAGAAAUAUAUCAAGGAUCACAGCGUUAGAACCGGCCGGUCCGUGCUUCAGGACGCUAGGACAUAAAGAUAGAUUAGAUGCUGAGGAUGCAGACUUCGUCCAGGUCGUACACACUAAUAUAGACGGCUUCGGGAUGGCGACACGGAUGGGUCACGUCGACUUUUACUUGAAUGGUGGAGAAUACCAACCUACUGACUUAAAUUUCUUCCCAUGCACUUCGACCUGUAGUCAUUUCAGAGUUCUGACUGUUUGGUUGGCAGUAUUGAGAAAUCCUGGAAAAUUUAUCGGAAUUAAAUGUGACAACAUUCAAGAUGCCCGAGACGGAUCCUGUUAUAGUAAAUUUCCUUUAGUGACUAAUAUUAUGGGUACUAACGUAGAUGUGUGUAAGCAUGGCGUUUUUUAUUUGUCCACGGGGAAGACUUACCCUUACUUCCUCGGCUGGAAUGGUAUUAAGCCGCAACAUGAUACUUGGCAGCGAAUUACAGAAGACAAUGAUAGCGGCGGGACUGAAGCUUAUACCUGA